Molecule: messenger RNA, 1236 nt
Organism: Lytechinus pictus (painted urchin)
Lineage: Eukaryota; Metazoa; Echinodermata; Echinoidea; Temnopleuroida; Toxopneustidae
Product: 5-hydroxytryptamine receptor 1A-like
Exons: 2
Coding region: 1-1236 (411 amino acids)
Biological process (GO): chemical synaptic transmission; G protein-coupled receptor signaling pathway, coupled to cyclic nucleotide second messenger; adenylate cyclase-inhibiting serotonin receptor signaling pathway
Cellular component (GO): dendrite; plasma membrane
Molecular function (GO): neurotransmitter receptor activity; serotonin binding; G protein-coupled serotonin receptor activity
Source: RefSeq, a predicted model, not a curated record
AUGGCAACUGCAGUGGCACCAGUUUCCAGCUCCCCUGCAAUGAAUACAUGGGAAGAUCAAGGCCAAAGUCUUGAUGAUGCGCCUCCUAUGCCCUGGAUGACCAUUGCCUACUAUACAUGCGAGGUGAUAUUGGGGUUCUGUGCAGCUGUCGGUAAUGCCACCAUCGUCAUAGCCGUAGCCGCCACAAAGAAGCUCCACACCGUACCCAACGCCUACCUCGUCUCCCUGGCCAUUACCGACUUCUGCAUGGGUGUUUUAGGGAUUCCUUCCCUGUUGCUCGCCCUCAACGGUUACCCAAGGAAUUACGGCCUCUGCAUGACGCUUCUGACCAUCGUCCUGCUCCUGGAUCUGUGUUCCAUGUACUCUCUCCUGGCACACACCUUCAACCAGUACUACUGCACUUGCAGACCCCUCCAUUAUCCAACCAUCAGUACCACCAAUCGGGUCAUACUUCACGUGUUCCUGGCUUGGACUUUCCCUCUCGCCGUCGCUUUGGUCAUGCCGAUUGGUUGGAACAACGGCGAUCCUUCAAAGGGCCUCUGUGUUCUGAUAGAGAUUGUUAGUAUGGACUUCUUGGCCUUCAUGUUCUUCGUUGGCAUGAUACCCCCAUUCAUCGCUAUGUGCAUCAUGUAUCGCAGUAUAUUCAAAGCUAUUUCAAAACAGAUGCGUCAACUGGAAGAUCUAGAGAAGAUAAGGACCCGACUACAAGUGCCAGCUUCAUCUCGUGGCGCCUCCAAGAAUGGUUCUUCAAGCGUUAAAGAUAAUGAUGAUACGACAAGAAAAUCAGAGGACGUUUUGGCGCCAACGAGUAAAACGCAGAAUAACAAACACGAUGACGAUUGCAGCAAUUGUGGGAAUGCAGAUAGAAGAGAUAAAGAUGUUAAUGAAAAAAGUAAGGGAACCGGCAGCGUAGCGAAUUCAUUCAAGCGAGUAGAAGCAGAACGCAAGAAAGCGCUAUUCUUUUGCUUUCUCAUGCUGUUUCUCUUCUGCACAUGGUGUCCGAUAUUCACUCUUGAUAGUAUCAUUGCCUUUGGAAUCGUCCCAAGUAUCAACCAGCACGUUCUUAACCUCGCCGUUCUCUUAAGCCAUUUCAAUAGUGCUUUUAACCCCGUCAUCUACGCGCGCAAGAGUGAGUUUCGGCUUGUUUUUAGACGAUGGUGGGCGAGAAUAACGUGCCAAAAUCGUCGCGUGCAUGGAGAAGGCAGUGGCGUACACUCCGUGUCUACCGUAGGCUGA